AUGGCGGUUACCGUCUUACCACCCAGCACGAUGUCCGAAUCCAUCAAGCAGGCCGUGCGAUCAACGUCAACAUGCUCCGACGCUACCGUGUUGUCCCUCCAAACUCUCCUCCGCGGAUCGUCAAAGGUGCCCGAGAAGCCUGUCCGAAGAAAUACAAAGUCCAGCAAGGAAGUUCCUACGACGACAAUUCGGGCGAAGACAUCCAGAACGACGAUAAAGACGCGAACUACAACCGAGACGACGUUGCAUAUUGUUGAACAGGAUGGUCCUGCGUUGUCGGCCCAGGAGAAGCUCGUGCUUGCUACGGAGGUGUUCAAUGUGACCCUGAAGACAUUGACGGACGCGUCGAAAUUGUCGGCACCCAAGCGCCAACCUACAAACUUGGACAAUGUCUCGAUCAAGUCGGGGAGGACCAAUGGGACAGCUGUUGUGGAUAAAGGCGUGUAUGCGGCUGCCGAAUGCGCGAGGUUAGCUUUGGCGACGUUACGAGCUCUUAAAAACGACCAACAAUCACCGAAUGAAAUACCGAAUAUGCAACUCGAGCAGGGCGCGUGCGUGUUGGCGGGGAAAUUCAUUUCUUUGGGAUUGAAUGAGAUGGCGUGUAAGGAACUCCGUUCUUUGAAGAGGAGGAUACAGCAACAUCUGGAUGCGAAACAAGCUGGGAGGAAAGUUGCUUCGAACAAGGAUGGUGGUGCGGAUGAAGAUACGGGUAAAGAGCGGAUGUCUGAUCUUCUCACGUUCUCGAACGUCGCCAAUGGGGAAUCUUUGUACGGAUUACUGGUUUCAUACCACGCAAAUGCGAUGCGGCUUCUCGUUGCUGAGAAGAAACCAUCGACUACCGAACGACUCGUGCCCUUCCUGCAGAUCUCUGAUCAGAGUAGUCCUGCAUUUAUCAUUUCUGCGGCUAUGGAAUCCGGGAAUUUGACCAACGACAAGGCUGCUCUCCAAUUGCAGCUCCUCUCCAACACGGUCCUGUCCCUAUGCGCCAACAAGUCCUCCCCCACCGACGAACCGACAAGCAAGGAUACAUUGAAACCGAUCACAAAUCUCAGUUUACAACUUCUUUCUCUUGAGAUUCGCUGCUUGGGGUGGAAAACAUCCGGCCAUGCCUGCGAUGAAAACAAGGAAAUGAUCGAUCCGCUUCUGCGCUACCUCGGUGGCUUCUCCCAUCGCAGUAAGAGCAUUGAGAAGGCGGAAUUUGUGUCAAUCUACAAGACAAUCACCCGCAUUCAAAGUUCAAUGGCGGAAAUCAAGAAACAGCACCAGGACGCCAAGGAUAUGAACUCGACUGCCAAGAUCAUGACCAUCCUUGGACAGCUCGCUGUGGAUGCUGGGUGUCUUGAUGAGUCGUUGAAGCUCUUUUCCAAAGCGAUUGCUCCGCUGUUUAAUUCGCAGAGCCUUCCUCUGGCUACUGUUCGUUGCAAGAUUGCUUCUGUCUAUUUUCAGGGCCUGAAAGGUUCGAAGAGGUUCCUUGAUGGAGCUUUGGCAGCUAUCACUGAUGCUAGUGGUGCAUUGGGAUUACAGUUACGAGGUAGUGUGAAUGAUUUGGAUGAACUGGUGGUUGAAUCUGCCAAGUUGAAGAAGCUUGCUCUGUCUUGGUUUGGCGAGACAAUUACCAAGCCCGCGGACAGUGAUAGCGAGAAGAACCAGAUCGCUUCCCAAAUCCGGGAAUAUCUCCAAGCCUUUUUGAGGUUGCUGCGGCGCUAUGUUGGACGUGCUCCGGCAGAGGAUAGUGAUGAGAAGGAGAUUGAGAUGUUCAAGGCUCGCAUUGCGAUGUCCAAGAGCAUUAUUCUUUCAGGUGUGGACUCGGCUGUUGCUAUUGGACGACUGUCAAUCAUGUCUCAGAGACCGCCAUGGGAAGAUAUUCUCCCCAUUUUGACGGAUUGCCAUCGACUACUCACGAGUAUCGAAGCUACAGGGGGAGAUGGUUCAGAUUCAUCCCUGGCCGAAAGCAUUGGUGCUGCACUCGUCAAACUCUCUAAUCUCUUUUGGUCUCGUUACAUCAAGGAGAAAGAGGCUGGUCAGGGCUAUCGUGAGCUUCUCCCUCUACUCAAGCAGUCAACUCAGGUGCUUUCUACUUGCUCGCCCGCCCAUCGAACUACCGCAUUCGCCGCUCUCAAGUUUGAGAGAACUGCACAUCUGUACCUGGAUGGUAAGAAGUUUGAUGAUUCCGAACAGGCCUUCAGGUGUUCUCUUUCCGAAUACGUCAGUGCGGGCACUCUUGAGGAUAUCGCCAAAGGUAACGCAGGAGCUAGCCCUAGCAUGCUGAACCAUGACCCCCAGAGUCCUGGGUUUAUGCUCAGCCGCGUUCUUUCUGCCUUUUUGAAGACCAAACUACGAAAGAAGGCUAAAUCAGUGUCUGUCUAUGAUGACGAGGAGCUGGAACCUAGACGAAGAGGCAUGCUGCUCGAAUGGCAGAUGGGCCUCCUUUGUGAUCUCCAUGGCUAUUGCGCGAGCGAGGAUGCCUUUCAAUCAAUCCUCAGCCCGGUGGUAACCAGUACUCUCAACAUUUACUCCGCUGACCACCACCCCAUUCGACACGGCCGAGUCAUUCUCUCUGCUCUUCGUUUCCUGUUAGAACACCCCAAUGCCAUGAAUGCUGAUCUGACAGCAAGACUCAUGGAAGAAGGAAUGGAAGCUCUCAAGUGCGACAAGGGAGUCGGUCAGGACACAGACUUGGCUCCAUUCGCAACACAUAUCACAAACUCUCUCCGCGUCAUCAUUGGCUUUCAUCAAGGCAAGAUGGAUGCAGGUGAACUCGACGACACCCUUUCAUCUUGGACCUCUAUGGUUCGACAGUGCCCCGACUCCAAAUCGUUGCUUCUUUGCGUCACAGAUACCGAGUACUGGGUGCUUCAGCUUAAGGCUUUGGUGGAUUACACCGAAAUCCACGGCCUUUGGAAAGCUCAGCUCUCGGCCCUUGAAUUGAUUCUCCGUGCAGCAGAGCUGCUGCAAUCUGGUGACCUCUCGGACGGAAUUGUUAUCCUUGCUCGACUGGUUUUGCAGCAUUGUCGCCUUGGCCAUUGCCAGAAGGCUGGGGAUCUGCUUGCACGUGGCGAGAAGUAUCUUGCUCAACAUGAAGUUUCCUUGCUGGCGACUAUUUCGUACAAACUUGCUCGGGUUGAGUAUCUACUCGAGACAGGAGAAAUUGAGAAAGCAGCGGCCACUCUCUCCGCGGCUAGAAUCCUUUAUCAGAAGGGUCAGAGCUCAGAUGAGCUCCGCAAUUUGACUGUUUUGUCCAAGAUAUCAUGGGAACGUUUGGUGGCAGAUGCUGCCUUUGUUCAGUCCCGGCUGUCGACUGCGCAGGGCUCCAUGACCAAUGCGUUGUACUUUGCCAAAUUGUCUGUCAGACUCAAUUGCCGGAUCUGGGCGAAAGUGGAAAAGCUAGCUCAAAGGAAACAAGAUCGAUCAUUGCCUUCCAAUGGUGGCUCGGAUGUCGAGGCUGUCGCCGAGGGUGUGGCUAAGCUUGAUCUGUCCCAGAACGGGCUCUCACCUGAUACAUCUGUCAGUUAUGUCCAGGGAGCUCCGUUCUGGCCACACCUUGGGUCCCAUCACACCUGCCUACUGAAUCUAGCAACUUUAUCCGCCCACCAUGGCCUGUUUCAGGACGCCAUUUACUAUGGAGAACAGGCUUUGAAGAUUGAUAGGUCACUGGAUGCUAAUGUACGACUUGUUGCUGCUCAAACCCAGCUUGGCUGUUACUGGAUUCUUGGCGGCCAUCUGAGCGAGGGACAAGAUCUUCUUGCUGCGGCUUCUGACUCGUCCAAACAACUUCAAACGAGCGUCGAGACUGUUUCCCUGCAUAUGGCUCUCGCUUCGCUUUAUCGAGUGCAAGGACAACAUGAGAAAGCGCUUCGUUUGCUUCAGGAAGCGGAGAAGGCUAUUGCAUCUGUUACUUCUUCUGAUGCAGUCAGCACCUCCGAAGGUCCAAAUGUUGCUGUCCUUGAGGAGAAGAUGGCAAAGUUGCAAGUGCGCAGCAGUAGGCGAACAGCAUCGACUACUACCGCUGCUGCUGCUUCACCUGUGCGUCGCACUCGGGCGACUAGCUCAGCUGCUGCAUCCCGGACUACAAAAAAGACAUCCACUUCCAAAACACCGAUGCCGGAGGUCCAGUCCAACUCCCUCCUCCGAUUGAAGGGCGACGUUCUUCGUCAGCAAGCUGAUUGUUUGCGUGCUCUUCGCGACUUUGACCGCUCCGCCCAAACCCUAACCGAAGCCCGACAAUGCGCAAUCGCCCGCGAGAGCAAAGUCUCCAUCGAGAUCGGCGAAAGCGAACACCUCCUCGCGGACGCUAUUCGCCAUUUCGCCAGCCACGCCGUGUACUGCGUUCUCCCCGAAUCGACCAUUUCCCUGCCCUCGCUCAAGUUCCCAGUCAAGGGAGGUGAAGAGCCAACACCGCAACCUGCGAAGCCUACAGCCUCAAAAAGGACACGCGCUCCGCCUAAGACUACGCGGGCUAAGGCGCAGAAGGCCAGCGAGGACUUUUCCAUUAUGCUUUCCAAAGCGAGCGAGUGUCUGACGAGUGUUUUCACUGAUGCUACUGUUCUUGGUUCGACUCUGGAGAGUCAUGCUGCGUCUCGCCUUAUGAGUCGGAUUUCUAUGCUUUCGCAUGCUACUACCCCUGGAGGGCCUGCUACCUGGGCGCAAUCGCCUGCGAAUAUGAAUGAAAUCGGUCGUGUUGGGGCAUUUGCUCGAGAACGGCUGGCUAUUGACUUUGACCGACAACUGGCCGACUUUGCCGAUCCACUGCUGUGGCCAACUACUUCACCGACGACCAUCGAAAUGAACGAAGAUAUUUGCACCAACUUUACCGAGAACUACGUCGAUAUUCUUCCUCAAAACUGGAAUGUUCUCUCCCUGUCAUUGAGCGCAGACCAAACCGAGUUUGUCGUCUCACGACUGCAAAAGAAUCGCUCUCCAUUCCUUCUUCGACUUCCCCUGCGUAGAGGAACCUCGGACGAUGAUGAAGAAGAGCAGUUUACUUUUGAGGAUGGCAAAGCGGAAAUGCAGGAGCUUAUCAAGCUGGCUAAUCAAAGUGCGCACGCUGCGAAAGCCCAGACUAAUAAGCAAAUGAAGAAGGACUGGUGGAAAAAUCGGGAAGCACUUGAUUCUCGAAUGGAGAGUCUCCUCCAGAACAUUGAGAAUGUCUGGUUUGGAGGUUUCCGGGGUAUUUUCUCGCCGCUUGCACGCGAUGGUGAUGCUUUUGCGAGAUUCGCGACUUCUUUUCAGGGUAUUCUUGACAAGCAUCUGCCCUCUCGCCAAAAGGGGGGUAAAGCUUCCUCGCCCCGUCUCACUCUGCAUCAGAACGUUGUGGAACUGUUUAUUGGUCUUCGCGAUCUCGAGGCGCAGGAGGAGCCUGAAGAUAUCUUGAUGGAUUUGCUUUACUUUGUAGUGGACAUUCUUCAAUUCCAGGGCGAACGCAAUGCCUAUGACGAGAUUGACUUUGACAUGAUGGUCGUCGAUACAUUAGACGCAUUGCGAGGGUAUCAUGAAGCUGCACGGGAAGAAAUCGCUACUCAUUCCCCCAGCCACACGGUCCUCGUCCUCGACAAAGCUUUGCAUUUGUUCCCCUGGGAAUCACUCCCUUGUCUGCAAGGUUUCCCCGUCUGCCGCGUCCCAUCUCUCGAAUGUCUCCGCGAUCGAGUCCUCAAAUUCGGCACCUCCCACUCUGGGGCGCUCAUCAAGCGUACCUCGGGUUCCUACCUGCUCAACCCGACAGGCGAUCUGCGCACGACACAGGCAACCUUUGAAGGGGAUCUAUCUAAACUAGAUUCCUGGACGGGAAUGACCAACCGCGAACCAUCCGAAGAUGAAUUCCGCGCCUAUCUGGAAACAAAGGAUCUAUUCCUGUAUUUCGGUCACGGCAGUGGCGCGCAGUACAUCCGCGGUCGAACCGUCAAGCGAUUGACGAAAUGUGCUGUUGCUUUCUUGAUGGGUUGCAGUAGCGGUACACUCACCGAGGCGGGCGAGUAUGAGCCCUACGGUACACCGAUGAAUUAUCUUCAGGCGGGGAGUCCGGCACUUGUUGCGACGUUGUGGGAUGUUACUGAUAAAGAUAUUGAUCGGUUUGCGACGUCUACGUUUGAUACGUGGGGGUUGGUGGAGAAGAAGGGGAAGACUUCGUCUGCGAGGAGUGGGGAUGAUGUUGCUGGUUUGGAUACGGCUGUUGCUGGGGCGAGGGCUUCUUGUGUGUUGAAGUAUUUGAAUGGUGCUGCGCCGGUGGUGUAUGGUGUUCCGGUGUUUUUGGAUUGA
Messenger RNA from Penicillium subrubescens, 6252 nucleotides. Its product is annotated as Separin. Gene Ontology annotation, molecular function: cysteine-type endopeptidase activity; protein binding. The coding region runs from base 1 to 6252 and encodes 2083 amino acids. The transcript has 2 exons. Gene Ontology annotation, cellular component: mitotic spindle pole body; centrosome; cytoplasm. The record is from RefSeq and is a predicted model, not a curated record. Gene Ontology annotation, biological process: meiotic chromosome separation; proteolysis. Lineage: Eukaryota; Fungi; Ascomycota; Eurotiomycetes; Eurotiales; Aspergillaceae.